This is a messenger RNA of Rotaria sp. Silwood1, 1368 nucleotides long. Lineage: Eukaryota; Metazoa; Rotifera; Eurotatoria; Philodinida; Philodinidae. The record is from the annotation of a GenBank genome assembly.
AUGGCAUCUCCAUCAGCUCCAUGUCGAGAAUGUGAUCGUGGUUCCUACCGAUGUGAUGGAUGUCGCCAAUCAUUUUGUGAAUAUCAUUUUUCACAACAUCGACAAUAUUUAACUCAACAAUUUGAUAAUCUUACAUCUGAAUGUUCGAAUUUACAACAAAUUCUUGCUCUUCCACCAUCAUAUGAAAGUCUAACACAAAAUACUGAACUUAUAAAUAAAAUUGAUCAAUGGGAAGUUGAUAUUAUUCGACAAAUUAAAGAAAUAGCUGAAAAAACAAGAGAAAAAAUUCGUCAUCGAUCUGAUACAAUCGCAACCGAACGAUUUGGACCAGAAUUUCAACAAUUAACUCAAGAAUUACAACGAAUAAAUCCUUUAUAUGAAGUAGAUCUUGAACGAUUAACAACAAAAUUAAAUAAUUUAAAAUUACAAGUAGACGAUUCUCUAUUAACUACAGCUGAACUUCGAAUAACACCAAUUGAUUGGAAUACACAUCUUCAAGUUAUUACAAAACAAAAUACAAUACGAAGAAAUCAACAAAAUAUUCAUUUGGAACGAUUAUUAACAGCAAGACCAAGAAUAAGUUUAGAUGUUAGAGGUGCAGAUUGGCAUAUUUUAGGUGCUACUUCAUCAUUAAAUUCAUCAUUUCUUCAUUAUCAACAUACAAAAAAAAAUAAACGUUUAUCAAUUGUUAAUGUUAAUGGUCAACAAAAACAAAUACCAUGGUUUAAUGAUCAAUCAAUAUGGGAUAGUUGUUGGUCAUCUUUUCUCAAUAAAUUUAUUAUUUUAGCUGAUAAUCAACUUUAUAUAUAUGAUGAUAAUAUUGUAACAUCAGAUUCAAUGCAACUUAUUGAAGAAGUUAAACCAAAAAGAGAUAAAAUGGAAUUUCUUCGUUGUACUUGUGCAGAUGAAACUAUUUUUAUUACUUAUGAUGAACGUAAUAGUUCUAUUGAUGAAUAUAAUAUGAGUCGUUGGACAAUUGUUCAUAGAUAUGAAAAUAUUGUUAAACAAAAUGAAAUUAUAAUAAGUAUUUCUAUAUCAGAAAUAAAUUCAAAUUUAAUUGGAAUAACAGUUCUUAAUGAUAAAGAAUAUUGGCAUUUUGAAUUAAGAGAUCGAUCAAUGUUACUUAUUUCAUCAAUACAACUUGAUAAAAGUGAAUUCAAUCGACGAUUAAUAUCAUUAUCGAAUUCAUCUAUGAAUUGGCUUAUUGUUCAUACUGGAUCAACAUUUUUUACUAUACUUGAUGAAAAUGCACAAACAAAACGAACGAUAGAAUGUGCUGAACCUAUUGAUUUAGCAACAUAUUUCGUUUCACAAAAUUGUCUGGUGCUUUUAACUCAAAAGAGUAAAUUGAAAUUUUUUGAUUUGUAA